AUGGAUGAUACUGCUUCUAAACAAAAGACAUUCAAAGAUUUAGGAUUAAUUCCUGAAGUGUUAAAAGUAGUAGAGUAUUUAGGAUAUAAGAAACCAACAAAAAUUCAAGAAAAUUCUAUUCCAGUUGCAUUACAAAAGAAAGAUAUUAUUGGAAUUGCACAAACAGGAAGUGGAAAAACAGCAUCAUUUCUACUUCCAAUGAUUCAACAUUUAUUAAAUGUUAAAGAAAAGAAUAGAGCAUUUUAUUGUAUUAUUAUUGAACCAACAAGAGAAUUAGCGGCACAAGUAGUUGAAGUAUUAGAUGAAAUAGGAAAAGCACUUCCUGGAUUAAUGUCAUGUUUAUUAGUAGGAGGAAUGGAUGUAAUGAAACAAAGUGUUCAACUUGCAAAAAGACCACAUGUAAUUGUUGGAACACCAGGAAGAAUAGUUUAUCAUAUUAAAAAUACAAAAGGAGUUGAAGAAUCAAUUCAAAAAGUUAAAUUUUUAGUAAUUGAUGAAGCUGAUAAAUUACUUGAGAUGGAUUUUGCAAAUGAAAUUGAUUAUUUAAUUGAAAAAUUACCAAGUCAAAGAACAACAAUGUUGUUUUCAGCAACUAUGUCAACAAAAGUUGAAAAAUUACAACGAGCAUCAUUAACACAUCCUGUUAAAAUUAAAGAAGAAGAACAAAAAUAUCAAACAGUUGAUACAUUAAGACAAGAAUAUUGUUUUAUUCCAUUUAAAUAUAGAGAUGGAUAUUUAUUAAGUAUAUUAAAAGAAACAGAAGGAAAAUCAAUUAUUAUAUUUACUAUGAAAUGUUCAGGAUGUACAAAAUUAGUAAUGAUGUUAAGACAAUUAGGAUAUGCAGCAAUUCCAUUACAUGGGAAAAUGAGUCAACAAAAACGAUUAAUUGCAUUAGAAAAAUUUAAAAGUGGGAAAAGAGGGAUUUUGGUUGCUACAGAUGUUGCAUCAAGAGGACUUGAUAUUCCAAAUGUUGAUAUUGUUAUUAAUUAUGAUUGUCCACUUGAACCAAAAGAUUAUAUUCAUCGAGUUGGAAGAACUGCAAGAGCAGGAAAAAGUGGAUAUGCAAUUACACUUGUAACACAAUAUUCAAUUGAAUUAUAUCAACGAAUUGAAACAAUGAUUGAAAAGAAAUUAAAUGAAUAUAAAGUAAAUGAAAAAGAAGCAAUUGCAUAUUCACAAAAGGCAAAUGAUGCAAUGAGAAUUGUUAGUCAACAACUUAAAGAAGAAGCACAAAAGAAAAAAGAAAAACUUCAAAAAGGACAAAAAAAAUUAAAUGAAGAAGAAGAUAAUGAUGAAUAA
Entamoeba dispar SAW760 is the source of this 1299-nucleotide messenger RNA. Its product is annotated as ATP-dependent rRNA helicase RRP3, putative. Bases 1 to 1299 code for a protein of 432 amino acids. Lineage: Eukaryota; Evosea; Mastigamoebida; Endamoebidae. The record is from RefSeq and is a predicted model, not a curated record. The transcript has a single exon. Gene Ontology annotation, molecular function: nucleic acid binding; RNA helicase activity; ATP binding.